AUGGCGUUCGCAAGUGCGAAAAGUAACAUUAAAUUAGAAAUAUUUAAAGAAUAUUCAUCAGAUGUCAAAAAUAUUAACUUUAUGGUUGCAUGUUCUGAUGGUUCUGUAUGGAUAGGGGAUAAUACGAGAUCAAAAUUACAACAUGUCAAACUAACGGAAAAUAAAACUGAAGUUAUAACAAGUUUAAACACUAACAUUUAUGGAAUAGCAAUUUCUCAUUCAAAUAACAUUCUCGUUAAGGAUUCAACACCAACUAAACUUAGACAAAUCAACACUGUGACAGGGGAGAUAACUGAUUCCAUUUAUGAUAUAAAACCAUUGAAACCAGUCGGUAUCCAUGUAACCAGCGAUCACAGAGUCAUCAUAGGAGCGUCCUCUCCAUUGAGCCGGGUAGUGAUUGUGCUGGAUCAGGAAGGAAAACAGCUAAAGAGAUAUGAAAAUGACAAACAUAACAAACGUUUAUUUACUUUGCCUAGAUAUAUAACCAGUACCAGUAAUGGAAAUAUAUGUGUGGUGGACACAUUUGAUAGAGAUUUCCACGGUAGAGUGGUCGUGUUAUCGCCAGGAGGAGACAUUAUAGGGACUUACACUGGUCAUCCUGAGGUCAACACUAAGAAGAAACCAUUUAAAGCUUUUGAAAUACUUACAACACCAUCAGAUAAUAUUGUUGUUACUGAUACAGAAAAUCAUUUAUUACAUAUACUGAGUGACCAAGGACAAAUUAUUACCUACUACAACCUAAGUGACAUGGGGAUCUUACGUCCACACUCACUUACUCUGUCUUCAACAGGAACUAUCUUAAUAGGAUGCCUUGAAAAGAAAGCAUUUUUCGUUAUUUCAGACAAAAAGGCCAAACUUUAUGAGUUGGAAUAUUCUGGAUUCUAG
Messenger RNA from Mytilus trossulus (common blue mussel), 885 nucleotides. RefSeq lists its product as uncharacterized. The coding region runs from base 1 to 885 and encodes 294 amino acids. Lineage: Eukaryota; Metazoa; Mollusca; Bivalvia; Mytilida; Mytilidae. The transcript has a single exon. The record is from RefSeq and is a predicted model, not a curated record.